Lentinula edodes (shiitake mushroom) is the source of this 2063-nucleotide messenger RNA. Its product is annotated as cytochrome P450. Gene Ontology annotation, molecular function: heme binding; monooxygenase activity; oxidoreductase activity, acting on paired donors, with incorporation or reduction of molecular oxygen. The record is from RefSeq and is a predicted model, not a curated record. Lineage: Eukaryota; Fungi; Basidiomycota; Agaricomycetes; Agaricales; Omphalotaceae. Bases 217 to 1809 code for a protein of 530 amino acids. The transcript has 12 exons.
GCUACUAGGCACUGUUAUGUUCGGAUUUUUACUUCGGUUAGUGCUCCCGCCGUACGAUCUCGGGUUCUAACAACACCGCUAUUGUGAGCGAUAUGCUGCGAUAUGUCUCGUUUUUUCUUGUUGUUCUCGACCUAAUUGGUUUCUGCUUAUAAGAAUUCAAGGGCAAAAUGCUCGAAGUCCUUGUAUUGCCCUGUAAAUUCGACUUGCGCAGCAUCGAUGGGCUUUAUUCUUGUGGGACUCGCAGCUCUCACUCUCUUAGUCCUGCAACUGGUGCUCUCCCGGAAUCGAAAACACCUUCCACCUGGCCCUCGAGGGUUGCCCAUUCUAGGGAACGUUCUUGAACUAGCUACAGCGUCGCAGAUAUGGCUUAUCUUCGAUAAAUGGAAAUACCAGUACGGUCCCAUCAUGUAUUUGAAUAUGGCAGGAAAAAAUAUCGUCGUUCUAAACACCCAAGCUGCAGCGACAGAACUUUUGGAGCGACGAUCUGCAAAUUAUUCAGAUAGGCCCAAGAAUGUAGUCGCGGAGUACCUUGGGAGUCAAUUAUCGAUGCCGUUCGCACGAUAUGGCAAACCAUGGCAAAGUAUGCGUCGUGCAGGUCAUGCAGUCCUAAAUGCUCGAGUUAGCACACAGUAUCAGCCUGUUCAGAUCGAGGAAGCAAUCAUCCUCGCUCACGAUUUGUUAUGUGAUACUUCUUCACCUUUGCUCACAAAAAUAAACCGGUCAGCUUCGACCAUAAUCUCGGUCAUAUAUGGCAAACAAUCUCUUUCUCUGGACUCCCAAGUCCGAUUGCCGUUCAAGUUAACGGACACAUCUGACGAGCUUCGCCUUACACCGGACCCACUCGAAACCCUCGGCAACAUCGCUCAUCGCUUCACUAAUGCUCUAUAUCCCGGCGCUUAUCUGGUCGACGUUCUACCUGUAUUAGAUUAUCUGCCUGCCACAAUAGCGCAGUGGAAGAAGAAUGCCCAAAAAGACUUUUCGCGGAUUUCAGCCAUCUUCGAGACGUAUUUUGAUGAUGCAAUGCGGAACGACCAACACCGAUCAAGUCUUUGCGUCAGCUUAGCAGAAGACCAGGUUGCGGAAGGUUUGAGUGAUGUUGAGAAGGCUUGGGUUGCCGGCUCUCUCUCUGUUGCUGCUCUCGAAACUACUAGCACGACCUUGAUGCUCUUCCUCUAUGCUAUGGUUUUACAUCCGAACGUUCAACAGCAUGCUCAACGCGAACUAGACCGUGUGGUAGGAAGAUCACGAAAUCCAACUUUCGCAGACAUGCCAGAACUUCCAUACCUGAGGGCAAUCGUCAAAGAGGUUUUGAGAUGGCAACCCGCCAUACCCUUGGCUGUCCCGCACACUGCAAUAGAGGAUGAUUGGUACGAAGGAUAUUUUAUUCCAAAGGGAACGGCAUGUAUUCCAAAUGUGUGGUCCAUGAAUCGUGACAGAGAUAUUUAUGGUCCUGAUGCCGACCAAUUCCGGCCGGAGCGAUUCCUUCAACAGUCCGAAAAGGGAGCUGCAUUUGUGCUUCGACAGGAAUACGAGGUUGAUGACGGACAUUGUGCUUAUGGUUUUGGGAGAAGGAUUUGCUUAGGACGGCAUGUCGCUGACAACGCGCUUUUCAUCGACAUAUGCAUGAUCCUUUGGGCCCUCUGUAUCGAACCUGAGACCCCCACCGGCCCUCCAGCGAAGCAAAGACCUUCCAAGGAUAUCCUGAUUUCGAUACCAGACUUUCAGUGCCGCUUCCUGCCCCGAUUCCCAGAAGCAGAAGGGAUUAUACAGAAUUUACGAGAUGAGCUAGGAGGUAACACUGCGACAUAAUAGUGCUAUGAACCAUCGACAGUAAUAUGUAUCUCCACGUAAAAACCCUCGGUACUCAGUUGCACGAGGUCAAAGCUUGAUUUCUAAUUAUGGACGCCGCGGAAGUUAUAGUCAAGUUGAAGUACCCAAGCAAACUUUUUUCCAGCAAUCAGACGUCGAAUGUGGAAGCUGGAGAUGACGAAAAAUUUUCUUUCUCAACGAAGACAGGCAAAUGAGUAUUGCCUUGUUCCUCCUGUACUCUAUCAACCUUUUCA